Messenger RNA from Lactuca virosa, 1132 nucleotides. The record is from the annotation of a GenBank genome assembly. Lineage: Eukaryota; Viridiplantae; Streptophyta; Magnoliopsida; Asterales; Asteraceae.
ACGUCUCAUUUCUUCACUCAUGAUACAAAUCUUACAUAACACCAAAAACCCUAAAAGAUUAGGGGAAAAUCUUGAGCUUUAGAUGGAAAGCACCGAUUCAUCCACAUGUUCACAAUACCCAAAUCUCCCACCGGGCUUUCGGUUUCACCCAACAGACGAAGAACUAGUAGUUCAUUACUUAAAGAAGAAAGCUUCAUCAACCCCUUUGCCUGUUGCAAUCAUAGCAGAAGUUGAUCUUUACAAGUUUGAUCCAUGGGAGCUACCAAGUAAAGCUACGUUUGGUGAUCAAGAAUGGUAUUUUUUCAGUCCAAGAGAUAGAAAAUACCCUAAUGGAAUGAGACCUAAUCGUGCAGCAACUUCAGGGUAUUGGAAAGCUACUGGAACUGAUAAGCCAAUCUUGUCUUCAAGAGGAGAUCAAAAGGUUGGAGUUAAAAAGGCUCUGGUUUUCUAUGGUGGAAAACCCCCGAAAGGGAUUAAAACCAAUUGGAUCAUGCAUGAAUAUCGACUUGUUGAUCAUGCUUCUUUCAAGUCUCCCAUCAUCAAUUUAUCAAACAAAAAGGGAUCCUUACGGCUUGAUGAAUGGGUUUUAUGUCGUAUAUAUAAGAAGAACAAUGCAAGUAGACCGGCGGAAAGAGAUUCAGAUAACGAUUAUAUGGAAAACAUUAUUGCUUCAAAGGCUACAAACUCCAUUGGUCUAACAGAAAACAAUCACGAAACGUAUUUUGAAAUCUUUAACAAUGAAGAUGGAUCAAGAAUUCGACAAAGCAACUCUAUAUCCAAGUUUGAUUCUACAAGUUCUUCAAUGAAAUCGGGGGUUUCUUCGCUGAUUUUGAAUAAUGGGAAACGCUCAUUCCCGACUACUCACUAUUGGAAUCUUGAGUCCUCCGAGAAAAGGUUUCAUUCCGAUGAUGACAUGAAUGGAAUGAUGGAUGGAAAUGGUUCCUUCAUAUCUUUGAUGAAUCCAGUUCAACAAGGGAUUGGUGGAUUCCAUCCAAAUACAGUACUUGGUUCAAUUGGUGAUUCUACGUUGCCAUAUCAGCUUUCUUCCUUAAACUGGACCUAAACUUCUAUUUUUAUUUUUGUUGUUGUAAGAAAUCAUAGAUUAUAUUACUUUUUAUAAUAAAAAUGCUAG